AUAGUUAUCAUUUUUCAGAGGCUAGAGAGCCUGUAUGUUCUAAAUUUGCAUAUGAAGAACAGCUUUUAGAGAAAAUGAUAAGAACUGAAAUUAAGGUAGAAACAAUGGUGAAUGAAAUUAAGAAAACUGAGGAUAAUAUCAUCAGUACAUUAGGUUACAUUAAACAAACAGUUGCUGAUUUUACGGACAUGUUUGCCGAUAUGAGAGGGAACAUAACGGACGAGAUGUUGAAGAGAGUAGAAGAGAUCAAAGGCAGAGAAGAAUCGUUCAAAACAUUAUUUGAGGAAACAAGAAAGAACCUGACUAGUGGAAACGAGGCUGAAAAAGAGAAACUUAUUCAACUCCAAGGAAAACUCGAACAACCUCCGAUCGCUUUUUAUGCACAUCACUUGAAAGACUUGCUUCCUGAUACUAAGAAUGAGAUUCUGAUAUUUGAGAAGACAUUCACUAACGAGGGAACAGGUUACGACACGUCCACAGGAAUCUUCACGGCACCUGUCGGAGGACUGUACCAGUUUGUUAUUCAUACAUGUGCAUGGCAAAAUAAAUAUGCAUUUCUUGGCCUGGUAUUGGAAGGUAACGUUAUUGCAGCAGAUGCUAACUAUGGUGAUGCUUCUCAUGGCUGUAAUACGUUUGGUGCUUUAGUGAGAGUAAAAUCAGGAGAAAAAGUUUGGGUCAAAUCAACAUCGUCAAGUUCUAAUCGCCCGUUAGUUCAAGACAGAUACAGGAUGAACACAUUUAGUGGGAUACUUGUCAAUAACUGA
This is a messenger RNA of Ruditapes philippinarum (Manila clam), 764 nucleotides long. Its product is annotated as caprin-2-like. NCBI's taxonomy places the organism in Eukaryota, Metazoa, Mollusca, Bivalvia, Venerida, Veneridae. Bases 75 to 764 code for a protein of 229 amino acids. The transcript is spliced from 3 exons. The record is from RefSeq and is a predicted model, not a curated record. Gene Ontology annotation, molecular function: protein binding.